AUGUACAAAAACAACCAAAACAACCGCAACAACAACCACAACAACCAAAAAAACAACAACAACAAAAACAACAACCACAACAACAACAACCAAAGCAACAACAACCAAAGCAACAACAACAACCAAAGCAACAAUAACUAAAACAACAACAACCAAAACAACAACAACCAAAGCAGCCACAACAAAAGCAACAACAACCAAAGCAACAACAACAGACAAAGCAACAACAACAAAAGCAACAACAACCAAAGCAACAACAACAACCAUAGCAACAACAACCAAAGAAACAAUAACUAAAACAACAACAACCAAAACAAAAACAACCAAAGCAUUAACAACCAAAACAACAACAACAAAAACAACAACAACCAAAGCAAAAAACUAAAACAACAACAAUCAAAGCAACAACAACCAAAACAAUAACAACUAAAACAACAACAACCUAAGCAACAAUAACUAAAACAACAACAACCAAAACAACAACAACCAAAGCAACAACAACCAAAACAACAACACAAACAACAACAACCAAAGCAACAGCGGCGCAAAAGUUUAGAUGAAGCGUUGCCUUGCCAGCAAGCUAUUCCCUAUGUUAGCAGAUUUUGCACAGUGGCGCUGUAA
Messenger RNA from Biomphalaria glabrata, 621 nucleotides. RefSeq lists its product as uncharacterized. Lineage: Eukaryota; Metazoa; Mollusca; Gastropoda; Planorbidae. The record is from RefSeq and is a predicted model, not a curated record.